Molecule: messenger RNA, 3573 nt
Organism: Varanus komodoensis (Komodo dragon)
Lineage: Eukaryota; Metazoa; Chordata; Lepidosauria; Squamata; Varanidae
Gene: IFT81
Product: intraflagellar transport 81
Exons: 19
Coding region: 193-2223 (676 amino acids)
Biological process (GO): intraciliary transport; cilium assembly
Cellular component (GO): intraciliary transport particle B; cilium; centrosome
Molecular function (GO): tubulin binding
Source: RefSeq, a predicted model, not a curated record
CCUUACGGGCACGUUUCGGUUCUUUUCAAUCCCGCCGCCGCCAUUUUGGUCACGUGCUCCGGAGCGCGCCCGCAACCGUACCUUAGCAACCGUUGCCAAGGAGUUUGGCUCCUGGGAUUUUGUAUGUACCCAAGUGGAGAAAGGGCAGCGGCGACUGAGUGGGGCCUUUUUGGUAGCUCUUAGUGUGUCACUAUGAGUGAGCAACUGAAAUUCAUUGUUGAAAAACUCAAUAAAGAGCCCUUUAAAAAGAAUUUCAACUUAAUAACGUUUGACUCACUGGAGUCCAUGCAGCUAUUACAGUUGCUCAAUGAUGUUCUCGGAGAAAUUGACCCAAAGCAUGUUGUUGACAUUAGGGAAGAACUGCCAGAGCAGACUGCCAAACGGAUGUUGAGCCUUCUUGGCAUUCUUAAAUAUAAACCUCCGGGAGGUACCAGUGACUUGAGUACGUUUCGCCAAGGUUUAGUUACUGGAAGCAAGCCGGUCAUUCAUCCUGUCUUGCACUGGCUCCUUCAGCGAACCAAUGACCUCAAGAAAAGGGCCUAUCUUGCACGCUUUCUGAUCAAAGUGGAAGUGCCUGCCGAAUUCCUGCAAGAUGAUACAGUUUCUGAUACCAACAGACAGUACGAAGAACUAAUGGAAGCCUUCAAAAACCUACAUAAAGAAUGCGAACAGCUCAAGACAUCAGGUUUCUCAACUGCAGAAAUACGAAGGGAUAUCACUGCUAUGGAAGAAGAGAAGGAUCAGCUGAUGAAAAGAGUGGAGCGUCUCAAGAAGCGGGUGGAGACAGUGCAGAAUCAUCAGCGAAUGCUUGAAACAGCCAGGCAGCUUCGAGUGGAGAAAGAGAGAGAGGAAUCUCUUGCCCAGCAGAAGCAAGAGCAGAAGAACCAGCUUUUUCAUGCAGAGCAGAGGCUGCAGAGAGUCCAACUCCAGCUCAAGGAUAUGCGUCAUGCAGCAUUGGAUUCAAAGCCAGAAAGUUUAAUGAAGAGACUGGAAGAAGAGACGAAGUUCAAUACAUACUUGGUCUCUGAAAAAUUUCCUCGAGAACUGGAAUCAAAGAAGCAGUCACUGUAUUUUUUACAAAAAGUGGUUGCAGAACCAGCAAUGAGCCAGUCUGACAUCACUGAACUUGAAACUAAAAUAAAAGAGGUCAACGCACAAAUAAAUCAGUUAAUUGAGAAGAGGAUGAUGAAGUAUGAGCCAAUCGAUAGUAAAUUUUCAAUGUAUCGGCAACAGGCCUCCAUAAUUUCGCGGAAGAAGGCAGCCAAGGCAGAAGAACUUCAGGAUGCCAAGGAAGAGUUGUCCAACUUGGAAAGACAAAUGCUGCAAAAGUCAAGCCAGGCCCAGGAGCUGAAUGGUGCAGAGGUUUUAAAAGGGGAUGAGUUUAAGCGUUACGUUAAUAAGCUUCGAAGCAAAAACACACUUUAUAAAAAGAAGCGUCUGGAAAUAGCAGAAAUUACAGCUGAGUUUGGCAUCCUGCAGAGAACUGAGGAGCUUCUCACACAGCGCCAUGAGGACAUCCAGCAACAGUUGCAAACAAUUGAAGACAAGAAGGGUAUUUCUGGAUACAGCUACACACAGGAGGAACUGGAGAGAGUGUCUGCAGUGAAGAGUGAGAUGGAUGAAAUGAAGGGUCGAACUCUGGAGAACAUGUCCGAAAUGGUCAAAAAGCUGAACGCUAUGGUUGCUGAUAAGAAGUCAAGCCUAGCUCCAAUUAUCAAAGAUUUAAGGCAGUUGCGACAGAAGUGUCAGGAAUUAACCCAAGAAUGCAGUGAGAAGAAAUCCCAGUAUGACAGCUGUGCAGCGGGCUUGGAGAGCAAUCGUUCUGCACUGGAGCAGGAGGUGAAGAGUCUUCAUGAGGAGUGUGUUCAGGAGGAAAGCCACUAUCAUCAUGCCAACUGCAUGAAAAGAAUUCUAGAAGUUUACCUCCAGCGUGCCAAAGAUGAGAUGAAGAUGUAUGUCUCUUCGGAUCAACAGGAAAGAAGAAAGGCAAUCAGGGAGCAGUAUUCCCGGAUGAUCACAGAACAAGAAAACCUUGGAAAGAAACUGCGAGAGAAGCAAAAGGGCAUCCGGGAAAGUCAUGGCCCAAAUCUGAAGCAAGUGAAAAUGUGGCGAGAUUUCCAGUUAAUUAUGGAAUGCAAGAAGGAGUGUUUCCUAAAGCAACAAGACCAAACAUCCAUUGGCCAAGUAAUUCAGGAAGGAGGAGAGGACAGACUGGUCUUAUGAAAACUAGGACCUUUGUGUCCCAGUAGUUCUGAACAGGAGUUUAUUUCCUUCACACUUCCAUUGCAUGUUGGUUUACUUCUACAACUGUCACUAGUUUAGUGGCUCAGCUAGAAAGGUCUUUACUUUACCAGACCAGUACUGGUUUAUGAAUUUGACUGAGAGUCUUUUGCCACUCCUUCUGUUAAGCAGAGAAAAUAACCUUCAUUCUAGAGAUGUUGCAGAUGGAGCAUCCUUUUUAUGACUUGAAGGCCAGAUUAAUGAGUAGAACUGUAGGAAGUGUUCUGGAAAAAUUUGCUAUGUUGGAAAGGGUCAACCCAUCUGUUAGGCCUCUUCGGAGUGACACUGUUACCCCUAUCCCUUGGCCACAAAACAGUAGAUUUUGGAUCCUGAACCUUGGUGAGGGAACAGCUUCUAUAUCAGGAUUUGUAACCAAGAAACAGUGCACUACAGAGCUAGAGCAACUUGUUACAUAGUCCCUGCCCCACACUUAGGCAUACACACACCCGAGACCUUCCAUCUCCCUAGCCACAGGAAAAUGUGGCCAGCUGGUCUUCCAAGGACCACAAGGGCCUGAGCAAGGCUUGGGAAAAGGGAUCUUGAAUUCUUAGCACUUUCCUGUAACUUAAAAUGCAUUUUCCUUCAAAAUACAUGAUGUCCUAUAGUUUCAUUUAGUGUCUGCUCCCUAUAUAGCCCCCAAAGAUUGGGACACAAACUUGCCAGAUUUUGAUAGUUUCCUAAUGAUGCAAGUUAUAACAUUACCUUCGUGAACUCUGGUGAGUUUUACCAGAAUGCUGCGAGGCAUAAAAAGGGCCAUGUGAAAUCUGCCAUUAAAGGGCAGUCCAGUAAGAUCACUGACUUUCAGGGUCUUUGGUAUCCCAUAGCUAUUUUGCAGAAUUCUUCUAAUAUGGAAUAACCCAGAAAAUGUUGUUCUGCAUUCCAGUAUAGACCCAUUACAAAACUGCUUUUUAUGGAACUGUAUGGCCAGUUGAAAUAAGAGCUCUGAUGGUCUUUAGCUCAUUUAUACUUCUUUUAAGUUGCUUCCCUGAACUGGCCUACCUGCCAUAAAAUCCGAAAAGGAGGGGAGUGUUCAAUUAGAGGUGUUCAUUUUCUUAGAUAAAACUUAAGCACAGGCAUUCUAAAAUUCUUUUUGCCUGGCCCAUUGUAAAGAUAUUUAAAAGCAUUAGCUUUUGCCUUGAAAUGAAACACCUAUUUAACCUUUUCCAGCUUUGUUAACAACUAGAAGUUUUAGCCUUCCCUGAUUCCCUAUUAAUUUUUCCAUGGUUGAUGUUUAAGUUCAGUGCAUUACUUUAAUGAAGCUACAGUGACAAUAAAGUUUAACAUCUGCAGUCU